Messenger RNA from Xylona heveae TC161, 622 nucleotides. RefSeq lists its product as hypothetical. The coding region runs from base 13 to 330 and encodes 105 amino acids. The record is from RefSeq and is a predicted model, not a curated record. Lineage: Eukaryota; Fungi; Ascomycota; Xylonomycetes; Xylonales; Xylonaceae. The transcript is spliced from 2 exons.
CUCAUAUUCAAUAUGCAGUUCAGCCUCCGUCUUUUUCUUAUAUUUUCUGCCGCCGGACUCGCAGUGGCUAACCUGUGGACAAAUGAAUAUGCAUCUGAUUCAAAGUGCAUAGUGGAUGGAGUAAAAGAUGGAGAGUGUGGCCCAAGUUCCUCUACGACUGAACUUCAACCGGCAGUGUCAAGGGUUGCUGAGGUCGGUGGAAAUGACUACGACAUUAUCGGGCCAGAGAUGGAGGCGAUAGUUGCCGACGUGCUGGGGUUGAAUGAUGAGGAGUUUGCCACCAAGUGGGCCCACCGGCGUCGUGGGCCCACCCCGCCUCAAUUUCCCUAAAGCAACCUGGAGUCGUAUAGUCAAUGUAAGGCACCAGGGUAUCACCCUUCAAAUAAACACUAUACGUUGAUGGAAUUCAGAGCAGCAAGUGCUGUUAUCAACCUUAUCACUGCGCCAAGGAUAUUGCAAGCUCCGUAAAGCAGAACGGAAUUGGCUAUCACUCUCAUUUUGACUCAAUGUGUGCGGUCUGCUAAAUCAUAGCUUCGUGAUUGUCUUUCCACUGCAUUUCUCCGCCUCCUCUUUUAGAUAGCUGCCAGCUAAUACAUCCAUCAUCUUAUUUUUUUUUUUUUUU